AUGUCGAAGGAAAACAAUAAUUUGAGAUUGCUGGGCUCGCCUGUCAACCUGUCUUAUAGAAAUAAGAAGAGAGAGGAUAAGAGAAAUAACAGAAAUCGACCAAGAUCCGCACUGCAAAACUCCUGCGUUCCGGACAAUCAAGAGAAAUUUAAGAGGCCAUUUUCGGCUGAUACAAAAGAUAGAGCACCGAGUACCAGAUCUUUCUUCAAGACUUUUAGUGCAGAGCUUCUCCAAUCAUAUAACAAUUCUCCACUGACUGUUAAAGUUUUGCCACCUACAGAACAGCUACUGGGUAGUUCCAAGGUUUAUAAUAACCAUUCAAACAAAGCAAAAGAAAUUUGCAACACCUCAGACAUAGGCUCUGAAGACACAUUUAUUAGCUUGGGGACUAAAAUAAAAGCUAAAGCUCAGUCCGGAUCAAAGAACAGGAAUCCAAAUCCAAGAAAUGCUUUAAAGUAUAGAAAUAUACCUAAAAAGAAUAAGCGAUUGGUAGAUAAUAUGUCAAAUGAUUAUAAUAAGGACAAUUACGGUAUAGAAAUUGCUAUAACAGAGCGACCAAGAUCUACCUCCCCGACAAGAAACCGUGAUAUAUUCCAAAGAAGGUCAUUUUCUCCCCCCUUAAAAAAUAGACAAUAUGAGUCAUACUUCCUGACACUCGAUGACGCAAACAACGAAUCUCAUAAUAAUUGUGGUUUAUUAAAUGAACAAACUCUCUCAAAUGAACAAAUGUUUUCUCGUCGCUUAAUGCAAACUAAACAACAGCUAUCAUUAGUAGAGGAAGAAUCGACGCAGGAUUUAGACAGCAACGUCUCGCAAAAUUUGCUUAGUCUAGCAUCUGAUUCGCGGACCAUUAAGGAGAAUAACGUAAAUGUUAAUUUUACAACAAACUAUUUAAAUAACAGUGAUAAAGACUAUAAUGUUGAUUACGGAAACGGUCCGCAAACAUAUCGAGCGUUCUACAACGACUUUAAUAUAAUGGACAAAUCGAAAAUGUCAAGUACAACUGUUGUUCAAACAGAUACGUCGUCUAAAGACUCUGGUUACCCAGAAAGCACAAAUAAAGACGAUAAACUGUAUUUACAAAAUUAUUCUCUACCGUCAACCUCUUUUCAACGAAAUGUUCACGAACUUGACAACGAUCAACCGAAAAGUUUGGACAGCACAUCCACCAAUAAAGAUUUCCCUGGAAAAUGGGCUGAACCUUUGAAUCACAGCAGAUUACUAUAUAAAGAUUUCUUUCUGAAGAAAGAAGGACAUUUAGCGCUGCCUCCACAAAAUACACCGAAGAAUGACGCAUCCACUACCAGCAUUGAUUCUUCAAGCUCCAAAGUGGAGGAUGAAAAUAGUAAUCUCGAAUAUCCAUCAUACCUUCUAAACAGCUCUACAAAAGCGUAUACAUCGAAAGUUAUUGAAGAUUAUAAAAAAGAAAUCACUGCUAUAAAUACUUUGCACGAAUUGACUUUAAAAGAUAUUAAAACCGAUGGCACUUCGCCUAUACCACUGAAUAUUAUUGAAAUGUUUGAACCAUAUUCUAGUGCGCCUGAUACUCGUGAAAAUUCCACUUCAAAUAGCGAAUCCCAGGCAAAAGACAAAAAUUCCUAUGAUGGAAACAAGAAUGACAUAUCCAAAGUCACUACAAAAGAAUUAAUACAGAAUUAUCUCAAAGUCAAAAGUGAUUAUAAACCAGAUAAUGCAGCGAAGAAUACAAAAAAGUUUGAUAAGAAAUUCAACAAUAUCCAGUCUAAGAACGAAGAAAACUCCGGAUACAAGAAAUUCUGGAAUAACAGAAACGCCAAGAACACGGAGAAAAAUGAGCCUGUUAAUCAGAGAAAUGUGUUUACCAUGAGAACGCCACUAAGUGCAAGAAUUGAGAGCGUUCAGACCGACAAAGAUAUAGAAUCUUGGAUGUCUUUAUCUGCCCCCUCUCCAAGAAUUCUCGAACUAGACAAAGAACCAGCCGAUAUACCAAGUCCCUCUGAAACUACUAGAGAAAUUAACCAAGAUGACUUAAGUCCCAAAAAAGAUAGAGAACCAGAGAAAGUUGGUUCUGAAUUGAAAGAAGCUCCAAGCGCUACUACAGAAAUACAGAAGUCAAAAGAAUUGACUGCUAAUUCCACAGUAUUAGACAUUUAUUCAAUGUUAAAAGAAAUAGAGAGUUAUGGUGAUAAUCCGGUGACUUCUGUAGCUGAAACGAAAACACAAUCGGAGGUUAAAGAAGAUGGGAGUGCUACGCCAAAAGAUAAUUUUAUGGAAAUAUUUCAAUUUCUAGAAAAAGUUGAACAGAGCGCUAACGACGCACUUUCUGUUGUAACGAGCACAACGCCUCAAACUAUUCCGAAAUUAGAAAGUCUGCUUAAGUUACCUCAAACUGAAUUGGCCCAGCGUUUAGUAACUGCUUCACUGCAGUUGGAGGAGAGGUCUUGUUGUAUAGUUCUAUUGCAAGAGAGUCUUGCUAAUCAUAAGGAACAGAUGAUAAGUAAAAUAAGUAAUCUUGAAAAGCAGUCGCACCGUAACAUAGCAAAAGUGAAACAAGAAUGCGAAGAAACAAUCAAAAGACAUCAGAGUUUUAUUGAUCAGUUAAUAAACGAUAAGAAAACGCUGAACCAUCGUAUAGAAGAACUAGUGGACGAGCGAAGGUCCCUAGAGGAAAGAUGGAAACGAUCUGCGCAAGCGCUUGAAGAAAGAUACAAGCUGGAGCUGAGAAAUCAACACGACAAAAUGGCUGCGGCCCAACAAGUUGCUAGACAACGAUGGGUACGACAGAAAGCAGAAAAAAUCAAGGAGUUGACAGUGAAAGGUCUCGAAGGUGAACUUCGCGAAAUGGCUGAGAGACAACAAAAGGAGGUUUCAGAUUUGAAGAUGUUUCACGCAGAGCAGAUCGGGAAAUUGAACGCGCAACGUGCGAGCGAGGUAGAAGAGCUGCGGCGCACGCUGGAGAAAGAGAAGGAAGAAGCGUUGAUCAAAGAGAGGCAGUUGGCUAGUUCUAGAUUGGAAAAGCAAAUACUAGAACUGGAAGUGACCUACCAAGAGCAGCGGACGCGUUUAGUCGCCGAACUGCGAGCUGAGAACGAACGCGUUGCGAACGAAUUGAACGAGCGAGACAGACUGCAGAGAGAAGAGUAUGAAAAAUGGCGCGAAGAACAAGAACGCUUAUUGGGAGAGAAAAGACAGAAUAUUGAACGCGAGAUAAUGAGAGAAAAAGAAAAAUUGGAGGAGCAAAUCAACGAAAAACGCCUCCAACUCGAAGCGGAAUUCGAAGUAUACAAACGCGAGUACGAAGCGGAUCAACAGGUGCUGUUCAAGAAGAAAGUGACGGAGCUAUCUGCGCAGCACAAGUUGGAUAGAGAUAGGGAGAUUGAAAAGGCUAUAGAGAGCUUGGAAGCUGAAGCCCAAGCGGGCAGGAAGGAGUUACAAGACGCUUUAAGGAGAAACAAAGAACACUACGAGACAGAAUUGAAGGAGCUAGCCGAGACGGAGCAGGCAACACUGAAGCGCUAUCAAGAUGCCCAAGCGAGGAUACGCCAGCAAGAAGACAGAUGUGCUGAACUCGAAGUGAAUAUAAGUCAACUGGAAACUAGGAACAGGGUGCUGACUGAGAAAAAUAUUCAACUAGAAGGACGUGCGGAAGAAAUUAAAUCCAGUUGCGAAGAAGCGUGGCGGAGCAAAGUGGAGACGCUGCAAAAGGAGAUAGAGGAGAUGAAGAAGACACACGAGGAGCAGAUGCAUCAGCUGUAUGCCAAAGUAAAAGUAGCCGUCGCGCGCAAGGACUCUGCAAUACAGGCGUUGACUCGCGAGAGUGCUAAAUACCAAGAGAAAGUCACUCUUCUGGAACAGAAGCUGCAGCAGCAGAGGAAAGACUUUCUUAAAUCUAAAUGA
Molecule: messenger RNA, 3876 nt
Organism: Leptosia nina
Lineage: Eukaryota; Metazoa; Arthropoda; Insecta; Lepidoptera; Pieridae
Source: the annotation of a GenBank genome assembly